AUGUUCAAAUUAAUCCUUGUAUUCCUUGCUUUGAUUCUUUCACCGUGCCCAAUUCAUUGCCGGAAGCCCCACGUCAUCAACCUCCGGUGGCCAGAUCUCUACCCGGCGUCCUUCACGUGGGACCAAAAGUCGGAGCACUUUAUUGUCGGGUCCCACCGCCAGAAACAGCUCCUCUCAAUCUCAGAUGCCGGCGUUGCAGCUUCCCUUCUUUCCGACGAUUCCCUUCCUGAAAACUCCUCCUUCAUUGGCCUCGCCCUAGACCGUCUUCACCACCGCCUCCUCGCCGUUGUUCAUCGCCCCGCCACUCCACCCACCCCAUCCUUCAGCGCCCUCGCCUCCUACCAUCUCACCACCUUCAAUCAACUCUUCCUCGCCCAACUUCCAAACUCCACCGUUCCAAACGACGUCGCAAUCGAUUUCUUUGGGAACGCUUACGUCACUGACUCGGCCAACGAAAUCGUCUUCAAAGUUAACAUUGACGGUGAGACCUCGAUUCUGUCAAGAUCUCAGGCAUAUCGCAAUUCCGGGUUAAACGGCGUGGUUUACAACUCGAAGGGUUAUCUGCUAGUGGUGCAGUCAAACACAGGCAAAUUAUACAAAGUCAACGUUGACGACGGGACGGCAAGGACCGUCAUUCUAAACAAAGACUUAACGGAGGUUGAGGGAAUUGCCGUUAGAAGUGACGGUAUUGUGGUGGCAGUAUCAAAAUAUAAACUCUAUUUUAUCAAGAGCCACGAUAGUUGGAGCGAAGGAGUAGUAUUUGACGAAACUACCCUUGAUGAGGAGAGGCAUGCCAGUGCCGUGGCAGUCGGAGCUGAGGACAGGGUGUAUGUGUUAUAUGGGCAUGUGAAGGAGGGCAUAACGGGAAAAGCAGAAAGAGUGGAAUUUAGUAUAGUAGAAGUGGAAUCAGAAAAGGAGAGUAAAGAAGAGAAUGUUUGGAUAUUUGUUUUGGUUGGUUUGGGAUUUGCUUAUUUUUUGUUUUGGAGAUUUCAAAUGAGGCAGCUCGUGCAGAAUAUGGACAAGAAAAAUGCAUGA
Messenger RNA from Fraxinus pennsylvanica, 1035 nucleotides. The record is from the annotation of a GenBank genome assembly. Lineage: Eukaryota; Viridiplantae; Streptophyta; Magnoliopsida; Lamiales; Oleaceae.